Lasiosphaeria miniovina is the source of this 1645-nucleotide messenger RNA. RefSeq lists its product as uncharacterized. The transcript is spliced from 5 exons. Lineage: Eukaryota; Fungi; Ascomycota; Sordariomycetes; Sordariales; Lasiosphaeriaceae. The record is from RefSeq and is a predicted model, not a curated record. Bases 127 to 1176 code for a protein of 349 amino acids.
CCGGGAGAACGUUUUCUUGCAAACAACGAGCGCCCCGGCCAUGGCCGCGGUCCGACGAAGACUUAAGUCAACCACAAACCCGCCCUCAGUCCAGGCCUCGACCCGUCUCUACUCAAACCUUCAAGCAUGGCAGCUACCGCGAGUUCAGCUACGGGCGACAAACCCCACCCGACGAGCCACUACGGUGGUUCAAGGGGCUCUGAUACAGUUGACAUUGAGAUGCAGGCGCAGACAGAGCCAGUGCAAGCAGAGCAAGCAGCGCAGGCAGGGGAACUCAGCCCCGACGACGAUGACAGCAAAAGCCACAUCUCAGAAGCAGACUUCCGAGACUACCCUAUGGGCUGGCCCCGUUUCGCUCGAGAGCAGAACCAGUUAUUAAACGGCAGCAACCACCGUCGGUUCGGCGCGCUCCGUCAGCGACUCCUACACUACGACGAGGCCAUGCUGGCCAUACUCGAAGCCCGGCUCCUCGAGCUCGACAAACAAGACGCGGUCAACGACGCUUCCCAGCUUCGUUCUCUAUCGCCGGCGCAGAUAAACGUCGGCGGCAAGGGAGUCGAGCAAACAUGUACAAAGGACGAGCUGAUGGCCGAAAUACACGCAAUAGAAUCCCGCUAUUGCCAGAGGCUGCUCCAUGAAAGAGACAUUGACCAACUUCCCUCCCUCAGCCGCCUCGCGUGGAAAAACCUGCGCGAAAACGUCGAGCGGAACGAUAUGUUUGAUCAAGACGCAUCAAAGUUCCUUCGUGAGGCCGACGACUUCAUCACAACACGAGCUGAUGGCAUGAACCACCGGAUUGAGUGGCUUGUGUACGGCCAUCAGGAAUCGAGCCGUUGGAUGUCCGCCAUCAUGAACAUGUUCUUCCUGAAAGAGAGCUCUCCAAGAGGCUCCACCAUGACCAGCAGGUUCGAUCACGGCCGGCUUAAAGUGAUGCUGACCAUUUCGGUUGUGCUGAUAACCAUUGUGUUGCUCUUGGCCCCAAUGGCACUUCUGUAUCUCACAAAUUUCGGCAAGGGCCUGUCAGUUGGGAUCGUAGUCAUUUUUGGCGUUGCGUUUACGUCCAUAAUGGCGAGUCUGCCUGACAUCAGGCUCGACACUGUCUUCAUUGGCAUGUCGGCGUACAUGGCCGUCUUGGUCACGUUCCUCGCGAACUUGCAGAGCCAGUGCCAAUGCUAGCGCUAGCUUUGUCUUUCUUCGUUCGAGUCCAUGGUUAACCAGGGGGUUGUUGUCUACUUACUCGUUGUGUUGCUGCAGUUGCCAAUCUAUCCUUGUUUUUGCCUUUUCAGCCAACUUUGGAUAUUGCUUGACUCUUAGAAUUGUGAUUGCGUUAUAUACUGAUAAUGAACCUUGGAUGAUUUCUUUCUUUCUUUCUUUAUUAUUUUUUUAUUUUUAUUUUCAAUUAUUGUCUUUCAUUUCCAUUGUUUUCCUUACCGUGAAACAUUGACAUCUCCCCCAUUCCCCCCCUUUACUUUAUUUUAACUUGCCUUUUAUUCCAUUUUGGCAUUUUUUCAUGUCUUCGUUUUCUCCAUCGCGUUUCCUCCCAUCGUGUCCUAGUUAUCUCUAUAUGCCCAUGUUGUUGUUGCUCUGAGUUCCUGUUUCCUAUCUCGUGUUACACAAAGCCGACGUCGAAGUAAGGGGGAGGGAG